This is a messenger RNA of Wasmannia auropunctata (little fire ant), 843 nucleotides long. RefSeq lists its product as uncharacterized. Lineage: Eukaryota; Metazoa; Arthropoda; Insecta; Hymenoptera; Formicidae. The transcript has a single exon. Bases 1 to 843 code for a protein of 280 amino acids. The record is from RefSeq and is a predicted model, not a curated record.
AUGUCGUCGAAAGACAAAACGAUAGUAGUAGAAGACGGAGAAGGAAUCAUUAAUAAAAUUUCGGUACGAAUACCAAACUUUUGGGCCGAAGAACCGGAGCUAUGGUUCGCGCAGCUAGAAGAACAGUUUGCACUCCUUGACAUAAAAGAAGAUGAGGCGAAAUACUCUUUCGUGCUCUCUCGGAUCGAGCCAAAACAGGCAAGAGAGAUCAAGGAUCUAAUCACACAGCCACCACGCACGGAGAAGUACCAAGCGAUCAAAAAGGCACUGAUUCAGAGACUGACAGACUCUCAGAGCCAACGAAUCAGGCAACUACUGGAGCAUGAAGAAAUUGGAGACAGGAAGCCAUCGCAGUUUCUUCGACACCUAAGUACGUUAGCCGGAAACACGGUUUCCAAGGAAUUGCUAAGAACAUUAUGGCUUGGCAGACUCCCGCAAAAUAUGCAGGCGAUUCUCGCAACAAAAAGCGAGGACAAACUCGAAGACGUGGCAGAGCAGGCGGAUCGAAUCCACGAGUUAAGUCACAAGACAUUCGUUUUAGCCACAUCGACUCAAGCACCAGCAGAGAAUAAAAAUCCAUGGGAACUGCAGAUUGCAGCACUAAGUCGGCAGGUGGCAGAGCUAACAACAGAGGUGAUAAAAAUGGCCAGAAACAUGAAUCAACAGAGAUCUCGAAGCCGGCAGAGGAGUUUCUCGAGAGACAGAUCACGGUGGAGGAGCAAAUCGCCAGCGUCGGAUUUUACCACAUGCGUAUGCUUUUACCACAGACGUUUCAAGGAUGAAGCAAAGAAGUGCACCAGGCCGUGCACAUACAAAGCAAAAAACGAGAAGGCGAGUCAUUGA